AUGGACGAAAAGGACACAAACAACCCGCCUCACGCCCUCCCACCCGAACCCAUUAUCAACCACGACACCAGCUCAGACACCGACGCACCCCCGCCCCCCUCCACCACCACCACCCCCGCCACCGUCACAAUCAUAACCGGCACCACCCCGCGCACGCUACACGGCGCACGCUGGUUCCUCGUCUGCGUCGCCAUCUUCUCCGCCAACCUGCUCUACGGGCUCGACACGACCAUCGUAGCCGACCUCCAGGGGCGCGGUCUCGGAAACCUUCGACAACGUGACCCAGCUCGGGUGGCUGGGGCGACGCUGAAUCUCUCGACCCUUCUCACCUCGCCCAAGGAACAGCCGUUUUAUGUUGGGUUGACCGGCUUUGUGUAUGGCAGCGGGUGUGUCUUGGGCCCUGUUGUGGGCGGCGCCCUUGCGGACAGUGCUGCGACUUGGCGUUGGGCCUUCUACCUCAAUCUCUGCAUCUUCGCGGCCGCCGCCCCGGUCUACAUCUUCCUCAUACCCUCCCUCCCGCGGCGGCCCAGCCCCUCCUUCACCAGCAACCUGAAAAGCAUGGACUGGCUCGGCACGCUCCUCACCGCGGGGCUCUGCUCAGCCUUCACCGUCGCCUUCUCCUUCGGCGGCGUGCUCUGGGCGUACAGCGACGGACGCACCAUCGCGCUGAUCGUCGUCUGGGUCACCUGCACCCUCGCCUUCGGCAUCACACAAAAAUACUCCAUCCUCACCACCCCGCUCGACCGCCUCUUCCCGGGCGAGUUCCUCCGCGACCCCCAGCUCAUCCUCCUCUACAUCAUCAUGUCGCAGCCGUGCGCCCUCCUCCCCUUCAUCUGCCUGUACGUGGCCACCAUCCUCGCCUGCGGCGCCGUCAUGGGCCGCACCGGCUACCACGCGGCGUGGUUCCUCCUCUCGGGCCUCUGCCUCACCGCCGGCGCCGCCUGCAUGUACGCCGUGCGCGCCCACACCCCCCUCGCCCACAUCCACGGCUUUGGCGCCCUGCUGGGGCUCGGCAUGGCCACCUCGCAGGCGGGGUAUGCGGUGGGCAACCAGCUCGUGCGGCCCGCGCGCGCGGCCGAGUUGAUUCAGUUUCUGAAUGUUAGUCAGGCGGCGAGCCAGCUGAUUGGGUUGGCAAUUGCGAGCGCGGUGUUUCAGACGCAGGCGGUCGGGGGGAUGAGAGCCGUGUUGGGGCCGUUGGGGUUUGGCGAGAAGGAGAUUCAGACGGCGGUGGCGGGGGCGAGGAGUGAUGUGCUGCAGCGGGUUGGGCCUGAGGUGAGGGCGCAGUGUAUUGAUAUUAUCGUGCAUGCCAUCUCGCAGUGUUGGUUGUUGGUUGUGGCGGCUGGUGCGGUGUAUACGCUGUGCUCGCUUUUCUUGACGCGGUCGAGGUGGAUUGUGCGGAAGAGUGAUGAGGAUGGGGUGGUGGUGGGGGAGAGCUCGGGUGGGAGCCGCGAGGGUUUGAAGAGGGCCUAA
This is a messenger RNA of Chaetomium globosum CBS 148.51, 1470 nucleotides long. RefSeq lists its product as uncharacterized. Gene Ontology annotation, biological process: transmembrane transport. The transcript has 4 exons. NCBI's taxonomy places the organism in Eukaryota, Fungi, Ascomycota, Sordariomycetes, Sordariales, Chaetomiaceae. Gene Ontology annotation, molecular function: transmembrane transporter activity. The record is from RefSeq and is a predicted model, not a curated record. Bases 1 to 1470 code for a protein of 489 amino acids.